Closterium sp. NIES-65 is the source of this 15717-nucleotide messenger RNA. NCBI's taxonomy places the organism in Eukaryota, Viridiplantae, Streptophyta, Zygnematophyceae, Desmidiales, Closteriaceae. The record is from the annotation of a GenBank genome assembly.
AUGGCACUGGACUCUUAUAUCGCGAAACUUCUCCGUCAGAAGCUAUGUGAGCUUCUCCCGUUGCAGCCAAUCCGUCCAGAUGCCGUCCGAGCGAGCAUCCUCAACGGUUCAGUGCACCUGUCCGAAGCCCUGGCCUGUCCAGAUUCAUUGAACCGGGAGUGGCUGGGGGAGGAUAGUUCCCUGCUCGUGUCCGCUGCACAUGUUGGGUCGGUGAGGCUGGAGAUUCGGCUGCUGGGCUUGGCGCACGUCAGACUGAUCGUCAGCGGCCUCCAUGUCUCCCUAGUGCCUAGGCCCGUUUGCAAGACACAGGUAGAUGGCAGGAAAGCACAUGAGCAACAGAAAGCGGCAGUGGCGGGUAUGGAGAAGGCAGAGAAUGUGGAAUCCAGUGGGGAUGCAUCAUUGGAUCAGCAGGUCGCUGUACUGGACCCUGAGCCCAGGCAACCAUGUUCUUCCCCUCUGGUCCUCUUACCACUCUGCCAUCCCUUACUCCAUACCUGCAUGCAUCCAUGUGUCCAUUUCAAAGGUCAUCCCUUCAUGCUUCUUCCGUCCUCCUUUCCUCUCUCACGCUUCUUCCUUCCUCCUUUCCUCUCUCACGCUUCUUCCGUCCUCCUUUCCUCUCUCACGCUUCUUCCGUCCUCCUUUCCUCUCUCACGCUUCUUCCGUCCUCCUUUCCUCUCUCACGCUUCUUCCGUCCUCCUUUCCUCUCUCACGCUUCUUCCGUCCUCCUUUCCUCUCUCACGCUUCUUUCUUCCUCUUCAGGGAGCAAGCCUGCACGAGGCCAUCAAGCGCCACGUGGCGCAGCGCCAUUCGCCCUUCUCGUUCUCCCAUUGGCUGGGCCAACAGCUGGCGUCGUGGGUGCGUGUGGAGCUCCACGACGUGUGCCUGCGCCUGCACCUGCACGCACAAAUGCCACCCACACCCUCAUACCACCAGUGCACGUGCCGUUCCUGCUGUAAGGGCAAGCGCGUUCAGCCAAUGGAGGAGGCGAGCGAUGACGAGAGCAGAAAGGAAGAGACGGAGCAGUGUGUGAAAAGGGAGGGAUAUGGAGGGGGUCACGGGCAGAGGAUACAGGGCAUGGGCCAGCAUGGAAUGAGAGGUGGCACUGGUGCUGCCGCUCCUUGUGUGACUGUGACUGGUGAGACUGCUGCUGCACCUGCUGCCUGCUGCCUUGGCCUUGAAAGGUUGGUGCUGUCGUGUCAACAGUCCUGCUCUGCAGGUGACAGGAGGCAUUCAGUAGAGGGUGAGGCAGUCCCAGGUGGUUGGGCAGGCGCAGGCACGGCAGUUGAUGCAGGGGUUGAGGUGGGCGCAGGGAGAGACGCUGGUGGAAGGGAGGCGGACGGGCACAGCACUUGGGGCGAUGGGGGUGCAAGUGGAAACAGUAGCAGCAGUGCCAGUGGGGUUACAGUUGGGAGAGGCAAGCGGGCGUGGGGCGGGAUGUGGGAAAAAGCACACUGGAGGUCUGUGCUUGUGUGGUUUUUGGUAGGGUUUUGUGUGCUUCUUGGGGUGUCUGGUUUCCUAUUUGGAAUUCAGCUACCAGAUGUGACUGGUAUGGGAAAUCUGCUGCAACCGCGGCUGUUGCCCUUGACACAGCAGAGGAGUUGCUCCUCUAAGGGCUACUUUUGGAAGCCAUUGGUGCAGACUCGGUGGGUGGAAGCAGCAGCAGAGACCGGGUCAAGAGGGAGCAAAGCAGAUGUUGCAGCAGCAGCAGCAGAAAGCGCAUUGCAGGGAAGUGCAGCAGAGGCAGCGUUUUUGGGGAGCACUGUGGGGACAGCAGAAGCAGCAGCAGCAGCAGAAGCAGCAGCAGCAGCAGAAGCAGCAGCAGCAGCAGAAGCAGCCGCAGCAGCAGAAGCAGCUGCAGCAGCAGAAGCAGCCGCAGCAGCAGACCUAUCAAACCAAUGGAAGGGCUCGGUCCAGCAGUCUGUGCUGCUGUGCUGGGCAUUGGGCUCUGCCACCCUCGUCUGCCUCCUGGCGUUUCACCUGAUGCGUGCCGCCAGAGCCACAGCUGCUCGCGCUGAAGCUGUAGGUAGGUGGUUGAAAGCAGGUGCAGAGCGGUUGAGAGCGGUGGCAGUGUGGGUGGUGGCAGCGGCUGUGUGGGUGUGGAAAACGGUGAGCUUGAUCGUGGGUGUGAGACUGGGGGCGGAGAGAGGAGGGGAGGUUUGGAGGGAGGGUGGGUUGGAGCAGCGGUGGGAGGUGGGUGGGCUGGCGUUGUGGCUGGAAAGGGGUGUGGGAGAGAAGGUGGGAGGUAAGCGUCAUGAGGUGGGAGGGAAGUGGGAGGUAGAGGGAGAGGAGAGGGAAGGUGUGGAAGAUGAGGGUUUGGCUUAUGGGGUUAUGAGGGGAAAGGGAAAUUUUGACGUGGAGAGUGGCGAAGGGACGGGUGGGAAGGGAGGGGAGGGUGAGGACGAGGAUGGGGAGGAUGAGGAGGAAGAGAAUGAGGAGGAAGAGGAUGAGGUGGAGGAGGUUGGGAAGGAGGAGGAGCAAGGGGGGGAUAAAGGGGGAGAAGUAGAGGACGUAGAGGAGGAAGGUGGUGAAGGGAGGGAGGAGACAGGGGAAGACAAGAAGCCAAAACGGCCCCUUUUAGAAGCAACCAGGCCGGCCAACAACUCGUUCCGGUCCACAUCAUCCCCGCUCCCUUCCUCCUCCAAUCACCCCCGUUCCUUCCGAACAACCACCAAGGUCUUCCCCGAUAAGCGCGCCUUGAUCGACCCAUUCAGAGGGUCCGUAGUGCUGCAGUAUUCCCAGGACUGGGCUGUGAAGCACACAGCAGUGUGCCUCCAUCAGUCAGUCAUGGUCCGUGCUCGGGUAAUGUUUGAGAAGCAGGGUUGGAAGCAGGCUCGGAAACAGGCCCACUGGAGUGAUUCCUGGGGCGAGCUGCAGGAGAUCAAGGGUGGAUGGGCGAGGGCAGAGCAGGGAGCGGGGAUGGGUUGGGAUGGGUUCGAGGGAAGCAGAAGUGGUGGGUGGGAGGUAAGAGCAGUAGGGUUAGACAUGGUGGUGGGACUGGUAGGAGCGAUGGGAGCAGUGGGAGCAGUGGGAGUGGGGAUGCCUUCUGUGGUUCUUGACUCCUGUGGCAAAGGAGACUGUGAUGCUGCUGGUAGGGCCCCUGCUGGUGGUGAUGAUGAGGCGGGAUGGGGUGAUGCAGAUGCAGAUGCAGACGCACUGCAUGUGUCGGUGUCAGGAGUGCGAGCAGCCAUGUUGUCGCUGCCAUCAGGUGGUUUCCAGUGCAACGCUGAGGUGCAUACAGUGCAUGGCUGCAUGUGCUCUUCCUCACACACGCGCUCUGCCCCACAUGCAUCCUCCAACUCACACAAGAGCAUGGUGCCUUUCUUGAGCCUGUCUGCCCGGGAAGGACUGAGAGCGAUGGGUGCUGAGAUGAAGGGCAAUGAUGGUAACGAGGAGGGUGGAGGAGGAGGGGCAGACACAGGGGCUGAUUCAGCUACGGAGGAGAAACCAAGAAGCCUCCGUAGCUUGGUCUUCUAUCUUAUUCGCUGCCUCCUGCUCACUCCACUGCCUCGCUUUUUGCACCUGCGCCAGUCAAAUGAAGACGAAGCUUCCAGAGGUGGGAUUGAGGCAGAGGCAAAACCACUGGAAGCAGCAACUGGUACACAUGUUGGUGCCAGCAACUCUGCUGUUCUCGAAAACACCGGGAUCGGAAGUGCAGCCAAUCAGGAGCCGUUUCUGUCGUUUCAGAUGGCCGCCCCUGCUCCUGCCUCCACGAGACCGGACAGGCCAGUGCAGGUCCACGUGGCAGCUGGUGAUUCACUCCUGGCUUUGAGUCCCGAUCUGAUUGGCGCAUUCGCGGCGUUGGGAAAGCUACUCGAGCAGGUGUUCGAGAUGAGUAGAGGCAAAGGGAGUGGUUGCGAGGGAAGUUGCAGUGGGGGGAGCAGCAGCGAGGGGAGCAGCAGUGGGGGAAGUGCGGGAAAGGAUGCAAGCAAGGGUAGCGACAGGAGCAGCAGAGAUAGCAGUAUAGGCCCAGUGGAAGGCAAAGAUGCAGUUAGUGUGAAGCACCUGACUACUGAUGAUUUUCCCACGGGUGUUGCACAUACCAGUAAUGACAGACACAUCAGGCUCCCUGCUUGCUGUAACCAUCCUAGUAGCUUGGACAGCUUGUUUGCAGCUCUGCGGUUGGCUCUAGACGGACUCAUCCCGAGUGCAUCGUGGCAUGUGGACGCGACAAGUGGCAGGCUGUGGUUGGCGGUUGGGGCUCAGGCUGACGUGGCAGCGGUGGCAGCAGCUGCAGCUGUUUCUGGGUUGACCUGUAGCAGCAGCAAGGAGGAAAGCACUGGUGGCCGGGAAGAAAUGUCUGGUGGCUUACCCCUAAGGGGGGAUGGCGUGUCAGGUGUGAGAGGGGGUAUGGAUGCAGAGGUCUCCACAGAGGGGGUGUUUCUGACCAGAGCUGUAGUGGGAAGAGAAGUGCUAGAGGCAGCAGUGGGUGUGGGUGCAGAAAGGGAUGAGGUAGCAGUUGAUGAGAUUAAUGGGUUGCAAUCACAUGGGAGUAGACAGAGGCAGAGGGGACCGUGGAAGAGGAAGAGUGGGGAGUGUGAUGCGGUGACGAGGAGUGUCUCUGUGUGGACAGUGGUGCUAGCUCCAACUCAACUCAGCGUGCUUGCCUCCUUGUACCGAUGCCAGACCACCACUUUAAUCACGUCAAAUACAAUCACAUCUGCAGCUGCUCUGAUCCGAGUCCCUGUGGUAGCAGCUUCGGUGCCAGCCACCAUCAUUCACGCACUUCCACAGAUCGCCUCUCUUUCUGCUGCUCUCUGCGCCACAGUACCCUUCACUGUCGUGUCUGUGCCAGCUAGGAUGCUUCCUGACGUGCUGAGCUGUCCAAUGACACGUGGCACAGGGGAGGAGGAAGGGGGAGCAGCAGAGAAGCAUGAGGGGGAGGUGCAGUCCGGGCAGGAGGACAAUGAAAAGGAACAGGAGAAAGAGGAAAAGAAUAGUUGGUGGGGUGUGGGACGGGAGAGAGCAGAGGGAUGGCGUGUGGGUGAUGAAGUGCCGUUCAGCAGGAGCAGUAGAGUGCAGAUGAGAGGUAAAUGGGGAGCUAUGGAGGGUGGUAGGGAGUCUAGAAAGAGGUGUGGUGAGGGGGAUAGGCUCCCUGCGGAAGAAACGCGCUUGGAGUGGGGGAAGAAGCGGUCGGGGAAAGCUUUUGAGGCGCCUCAAAAGGAGUGGGGGAAAGCUGAUGGGUUAGGAGGAGGUGUGCUUGUGAGGCAGCUUACACGAGACAGUGGCAGCAUGCGGGGAGUGGGACCUGGGGAGGCAAGGGGAGAAGGGGGGGGCGGGGCAAGUGAGCUUGGGGUGAGGCAAGGGCGACUGCGUCGAACGACAUCUGAACAGCCGUGGAUGGUGCGAGGGAGAGGGCUUGCGGGUAAGGUGGUGCAGGUGGAUGCUGGAGUGCAGAACGGUGUCGAGGAGUGGAGAGGUGAGGAGGAGGAUGGCCGAGGAGAAGGGGAUGAUGGCGAUGGUGGGUAUGGGAGCUCCUCCGGGCAUGGGGAUGAUGGGAGGCAUGGGGAGGAUGGGAGGGAUGGGGAGGAUGGGAGGCAUGGGGAGGAUGGGAGGCAUGGGGAGGAUGGGAGGGAUGGGGAGGAUGGGAGGCAUGGGGAGGAUGGGAGGCAUGGGGAGGAGGAUGGGAGGGAUGGGGAGGAGGAUGGGAGGGAUGGGGAGGAGGAUGGGAGGGAUGGGGAGGAGGAUGGGAGGGAUGGGAAGGAGGAUGGGAGGGAUGGGAAGGAGGAUGGGAGGGAUGGGAAGGAGGAUGGGAGGGAUGGGAAGGAGGAUGGGAGGGAUGGGAAGGAGGAUGGGAGGGAUGGGAAGGAGGAUGGGAGGGAUGGGAAGGAGGAUGGGAGGGAUGGGAAGGAUAGGAGGGCUGAGACACGCAGUGUGGGAGACAUGUCAGAGCAGGGGAAUCACAUAAGGUGGAAGGGUUGGUGGAAAGCCCUGGGACUGAUUCGAGGAGGGAAGAAAGAUGGGGUGGAAAGAGGAAGGGUAGAGCAAGAGAAGGCGAGGCGAAGAAGGGCGAGGGAUGGGAACACAGGCGAUAAAGGUGAGGGGCGCAGGGGAGCAGUAUGGGGUGGGGGUGAGCAACAGAGUGCAGCUGGAAAGAGUGCAGCGGACAGGCUGGGGCCAGCGGAGUCAGCUCCUCCAGCAUGCGGUACGAGCACUGUCAUGUGUGGAGGAAGGGGGCAGCAGGUGAGUUUUGAGUCGACUCAAGCAAGGGCCAGUACUCGAAAUUCACCUGCGGAGUCAGCUCUUCCAACACGCGGUACGAGCACUGUCACGUGUGGAGGAAGGGAGCAGCAGGUGGCAGCAGCAGAGGCACGGAGCCUCUCUCUAGACAUGCUUGUGAGUGAUGACAGCGCAGAGCAGCAGGUGCUGCUGGGGUUCGAGCCUCUGCUGCUUUCCUGCCAUUCCGAUGCACCUGGUGUGGUCCGGCAGGUGGUCCGGCUGGUGAAGCAGCAGGAGAGGCAGCAGCGGAAGCAGAAGGAGAGGAGUUGUGGCAGGGAGAGAAGGAGUAGUGGUGGCAGGGAUUGGAUUAGCAGUGGUGGAAGAAAGGGGAGCAGCGGAGGUGGACUGUUGUUUGCUGCACUGCCUGUGCUGCAUGCGUCAGUGGACGCAGUUCGAAUGGACCAUUUCUCUGCUCGGGUGGUGCAAUCGAAUGAACAAGGGGGUGGAGGGAGUAAAGCGGGUGAGUCAGCAGAAGAAGCAGCAGCAGCAGAGUGUUUGUGGUCUGUCCCUGCGUUGUCUAGUCGUGGUGGUGCAAUGGAAAAGGGGCUGGAGGAGGAAAAGAGUCGGCAGACAAUGCAGAAGCGCUUUCAUACACUGGGGCAGGUGGCCUUAUCGUCUGCAAGCGCUGCACAUGGAGCAUCAGCAGAAGCAGCAGAGUCUGGGAGUCCAGAGUCGGGGGCUCCUUCUUACAUGGAGAAUCUCAGGCAGCUGUGUGCACAUGCUCGGGUGGACGUAGAUGGGUUUCGGUUGCUUCUGCUCCACCCGGACGCCAGGAAAGGUGGAUUUCUCACGCUCCUGAGCGCGCUCUGUUCUUCUGAGAUUGCCCCGUGUGGAGUAGACGAAGCGAAUGCGGUAGGAGUGGAUGCCGCUGUGGGUUCCGGCAGUGACUCUGCCACCAGUGCUGCCACCACUGCUUCUUCUGCUGCUUCUUCUGCUUCUGCUGCUGCUGCUGCUUCUGCUGCUGCUGCUGCUGCUGCUGCUGCUGCUGCUGCUGCUGCUGCUGCUGCUGCGGAUGGCGCUCGUGCUGCUCCGGCUGCCACUGUUGAGGAGUGGGAGGAGGGCGAAGAUGGGUGUGAGAACUUGGAGGAUGAGCCUGGGGAUAGCGAUAGGAACAGUGGCAGAGGCAGAGGCAGUGAUAGUGACGAUGGUGGCUGUGACAACGAGAACUGUGAGGACAGGGAGUGUGAAGCUGAUAUGGAUGCAGAUAGCAGCAUUCUCCCAGGACUUUCCGCUUGCCUGAGGCUGCAGCAGAGAUUCAUUCUUGGCCCCGACGGUGGUGUGCGUAGUAGUAGUAGUAGUAGUAGUGGUGGUGGUGGUGGUUCGACGUACAUUGGUCCAGCUAGAAAGUGGUGGGAUGCGGUGGAGGGGGGUGUGGAUGUGCAGGGAGCUGAUGUGGCGGUUACAGUGGCGGAGAUACAGGUGAGAGGAACUGGCAGCGCAGCUGGUGGUGAUGGUGAGAUGUACUUUUGGCAUAGAAACAUAAAGCUAGAGGGGAAGAAGAAGAAGUUGCAACAUGUAUACAGACUGAAGAUGUUACUGUCGCUCCUCUCCUCCAUCUCGCCAUCACCAGCAGCAGCAGCAGCAGCAGCGGCCGAAGCACAAUCUGCUGAGUCGUUACCCACCUUCCAGCCAACCCACCGUGGUGCGCCUGCCAGUAUCGCCACUGGGAGCGCAGGUGGGUCUUUGGUGGCCAUCCGGAAUCUCGACACACGCCAGUACCUCACAGUCGAAGACUCACCCAGCCUUCCAGGAAGCUUCCGCCUGACGUCCGUGGCGCACUACAGUCUCGCAACGAGCGACCGGGCGGUGUUUCUUGUCCAUUUCCCGGAGAGCCGCGGGUGGCGGGAAAAGCUCAAGCUGCCUCCCUUACCGUUCCUGCCGCACAAUUGGGAUUGGGGGGAGCGGUCAAGGGAAAUGCGCAACGGGCAGGAGCAAGAGAGACAGCAAGGGAGGCAGCAGCAGCAGCAUGAAGGGUUGUGUUGGGAUGACACCCCCUUCUGGAGCAUUGCUCGAGAUGAGCACAAGGGAUUCAGCAGCAUCAGCAGCAGCGGCAGCAUCAACAGCAGCAGCAGCAGCAGUGCAAGGGGGAUUUCUAGACGUGGAAGAGAAGCGAAAGGCUUUAUCUGGGAUGGUGUGCAGCACAGCCCGCCUGUGCUGCCGCUGGUUCGGGUGCAUGUGGGGGAGGUGGCAUCUGUGGUUCAGCUGGGCUCGCACAAGACUCGCCUGUUUGGUUCCUGUCGCAUUCAAGUGACCACCUACGAUGGCCAGAGGAGCCGAUGGACCAGCCUCCUGACGUCAAGUCCAACGGACCUCUUCUGGCGCUCCCGUACACUCUGUACCCCUUAUAAGCCUGGAACGUUGGCGCUGGUGAGGGUGCAGCAGGUGCGGGUGGUGGUGGAGGAGGAGUCUUUGGACGCGCUGCUGCUGCUGGUGGGACUGCUGGGACUGGCUGGGCCGUAUACAGUGCGCCACUCUCCCAUCCUCGCCAACCGAUGCAUGGUGACCAACAACACGACUCUCCGCCUCGCCUGUUCCUUCUUCAACCACGCCUCUGAUAGUUCCCCUGCUGCUAGUGGGAGUUCGCUUGCUGAUAUAGGCCACUCGGUGGUGAUGCCGAAGCAGGGAGUGAAAGAACCAGCGGCAGCAGCAGCAUGGGGAAGCGGAGGAGGAAGGGGCGUAUCUGAGGCAGUGAUUGGGUGCAGAGGCACAGGGACGUUUCUUGUGCGACACUUCCUGUCCCGCAGGAACCUCUCCAACGCACGCGAGUCAUCUCUCGCUUUCCUGCGUCUCUUGCCACCACCGCUGCCCAAGACGCAGCACCGCACGGAACAGCACCGAACAGAGCGGCAGCAAGCAGAGCAGCAGUGGAAGCAGCAGGAGGGGCAGUGGCAGAAGGGGAAGCAGCACGUACAGGAGCAGGAGCCAGCAGCAGCAGCAGCAGCAGCAGAGCAGGGGUGGGUGCUGCCUCUCUCCAUGUCCAUCGCCAGAGAGGGCUCUCUGGCUGUCCGCACACGCAUACUCCAACUCCAAGGUGAGACCCUCUCUCUAAAGCGCCAGAGCGUGCAAGGUUCCCAGCAGGCCGGUGCCUCACUGCCAGGCCCAAUGGUGGUGCUGCACGUGUCCAAGCGCACACCAGAAGGCGUGCGUCUCUCCAUCUCCCCGUUUCUCUCUGUCCGCAACAACACCGGCUGCCCUUUGCAAAUCUGCCUGCGCCGUCGCCCUGCUCCCUCCGGACAAGCAGCAACAGCAGCAGCAGCUGGUGGUGGCGCUGCUGCUGCUGCUGCUGGAGAAGCAACAGGAGAGGAAGCAGUGGUGGGAGGGGUGGGGCAAGCAGGAGUGGCAGUGGCUGAGCAGCAGGAUGAAGUGGGGGUGGUGCAGCAAGCAAGCCCAGGAGUCGAUUACCAGGGGGGGAUUGAGGUGGUGGAGGAACUGCAGCAGGGGCAAGCUUUGGAUGAUGCUGCUCUCUGCUUCCGCUUCGCUGCUUCUGCAGGCGAACAGCGCCGCCUGGUCAACGACCUUGCAGCAGGCAAUUACCUGCUGUCGUUCCGGCCACUUGCUGCCACAAGCAUACGUCAGGAAGCGCCUGCAGCGGCACCUGAAGCAGCACCUGAAGAGUCGCACAGCGCAAACCUUUACAGCACAUGGACUAGGGAAGGCAUUCAAAUGGGUGUGACUGCAACGAGUAGCAGUGUGACUGUAGCGAGCAGCAUGUGGAGCAGCGCCCCUGUCCAUGUGCCCUGUGCUGGUAACAUGCUGGCACUGCUGACCCAUGAUGUGCUGCCACCUGUCAAGGGCGCAGUGGCUCUUGCCCACCUGGGAGGGUUGCCGUCUUCUGGUGGGAACGAGGUCCAGGUGAAACUGAAUCAGGUGAAUUUCCAGGAGGGGCAGCAGCAGCAGCAGUUGGUGGGCCCGCCUCAGGUGAAUCCUCAGGAGCAGCAGCGGCAGCAGCAGCGGCAGCAGCAGCAGCAGCAGCAGCAGCAGCAGGGUGGUGUCUCAAUGAGGAGGAGUGCGUGUGAGAUGGCAGUGCAGUUGCGGACCCGAUACAGCGACAAGGAUGCAGUGCCUGAGUUUGAGAUCUUUCCUGCAUGGACCAUCCACAAUGCCACUAACACGCCGCUGUUUUGCUCCGUGGCGGGAAACCCAGUGGAAUCAUCUUGGGCGCCAGAUGGCAGGGGGAGGAGAGGGAGCCGCGCACAGCAGCAAUCACAGACAUCUUCACCGCACUCCACCGCGUCUCUCCUUCUGAACCCCAGCGCCGCCAAGCCGUGGCUUGCUGUUGGCACGUCAGUCUGCAUCUCCAUCGCACCGGCACAGGAGGGCACAAGUCGACUGGGAGUGGGGAGAGGUAACAACCGCGAGAGAGGCAACAAGGGAAGCAGCAGUGUUGCGGGAAGAGGGUCCAUCAUUGAUCUCUCUUCCAUCUGCCGCACCACAGAAAUCCAGCUUGUGCAGUAUGUACCCGUUAUAAGGGACAGGGAGGCCACUGUAAGAGAACGGGGGAUGUCUAUAAGGGGUACAGGAAGUAGAGUGCAGGAGCAGCAGAGGGGAAGGGAGAGGCGGCAGCUAGAGACGGUGAUGGAAGGUGGGGAGGAAGGAGAGGAAGGGGAGGAAAGGGAGGAAGGGGAGGAAGGGGAAGGAAGAGAAGAAGGGGAAGAAGGGGAUGUGGAGGGGGGUUUCCUUGCUGCUACUGCUGAGUCAGCGUGUGAUUGGUCGCUGCGAUGCUUCCAGUUUGCCGUCCGCCUGUGCCUGUCAGCGAGUGGCAGUCCCUCCCGUGUGGUUGAGAUUUGUCCGAGAUACGUCGUGCGCAACCGCUUCCCCGUGCCGCUUCUUGUGUGCCAGGAAGGACUAGAGUACUUCCCUGAGCUCUGGACCACCAUCCAACCAGGCGAGUAUGCACCCAUCCACGCCCAAUCACCCUCGCACAUCUGGUCUUCCCAUUCCUCCCUCGCCCUAUCCUCCUCCUCCUCCUCUCCCUACUCUCCUCCGGCUUCCUCCUCUCACGAUUCUGUGCUGGAAGAGGGCGGCAUCAUUCGUCCUUUCCUGCGUUUCCGCCCGCUGGAUUCGUCCGAUCCGUUCUCGCCUGCUCCAUCUCCUCGAGGCCAAUCACAGCCUGCCACAUGGCAUUGGUCCGGGCCGUUUGGGGCGGCAUCUCUCGGCUCGUUCUGCCUCAAGAUGCGCUCUCACAGCAACAGCAGCAACAAUGGGGGUGCUGGUUACCCACUAGGAGGAACCAUCCAGGAAACUCCCCCAUCCCCGUCCCCAUCAUCCCCAUCAUCAAAAUCACCAGCAGCAUCACCGUCAGCAGCAGCAGCAGCAGACCUCCAGCGCCAGCUGUCAAUGUCGGUUGUAGCGGCAGGUGGCGUGCGCGUGCUACAGCCGGUGCUCUUCGCCGUUGCUGACGUGGCAGAGGGAGGAGGAGGAGGCGGGGGAGGAACCACGGGAGGCUCAGCAGAAGGCGCACAUGAUUUGAGGUUGAACACAUCAGCAGGGAAAGCAGGGGGGCCGGAAGGAGUGGGAAUGGGGCCUGGCGAUGGAUCAUCAGGUGCUGAUGCAGCAGGGCAGAAUGAACCCUCGGGGAUAUCACAGUCAGCAGCACUGGGAGCAGUGUCCGCAGGGGCAGCAGUGGGCGGCACGUGGGUGGCGGAGAUUCGUCCAGUGGACGGCAUGAGGGAGGCGCCGUACCGCAUUGAAAACACUCUCUCUGGAUUGGCCGACCAACGAGUGGCUGUAGCACAGAAGGGUUCAGAGGGGUGGGAGGUGGUGGAAGCAGGCGAGUCUGUUCCUUUCACCUGGGAAGACUGGCGCUUACCUAAAAGACUGCUACUCACUGCUCCGGGCUGCUCGCCCCAGCAGGAGGUGAGUCCCGACAAGGUCAAGCCGUGGCGCCGCCUGCGCCUCUCCCACUCCGCCUUCCCCUCCCUGCUGCCCUUCCACCUGCCUUUCCACCUGCGCCAGUGGAAAGGGGGGGAGGAGGGGGUGGAGGAGGAGGAGGAAGAGGAUUUUGAUGAUGAUGCUUACAAGUAUGAGGAUGAGGAGGCGGGGCAAGAGGAGGGAGAAGGUGCUGGGGAGGGCGCUACUGAGGAAGGUAGAGCUGUCAGUGGAAGGGGCGGGGGUAGAGGCAGCAGGGGUGCAGCAGGUGCUUCAGCAAGGCAGCAAGCGGCACGGGAGCAGGCAGCAAGGCAGCAGGUGGUGGGAGUGGAGGUGUAUGCGGAUGGGCCGAUACGGGUGGUGCGUGUGUGCACAAGGGAGGGUGCCAAGGACCGGGAGGGCUCUGGCAGAAAGGGUGCCGCAUGGGGGACUGGUGUGGGCGGUGGCGCUACGAGUGGUGGUGCAAGUGGUGCUAUCGCUGUGACCAGUGGUGGGAGUGCUGGGGCUUUGACUGGUGGUGGGACGGAAGGGGGUGGCAGGGAGGCAGGGGAUGUGAGGGAGAUGGAAGGGAUGGUGGAAGUGGAAGGGAUCGACAUCAAGCUGCUGCAGUCCGGUAGCUCCUCCGAGUUGAGUGCAAAGGAGGAGGCAGCAGCACCAACAGGGAAGGGUAGGGAGAGGAGAGAGGGGAAAGAGCCGGAGGGAGAGGAAGGGAGAGGGGAGGAGGAAGAGGAAGAGGAGAGGGAGGAGGAGAGAGAGGAGGAGAUGGAUCGCCGGGUGUUGCUGCACGGGCGGACGGACGGCCUGUGGGCGUCCUUGUCUCUUUCUCAAAGAGACCUGGCUCUUGAGGCUGUGCUGUGUAAUGCCGGUAUCGACUCUCGUUCCCCAUCCCUCAAGCCCCCACCGCUCCCCAUCUCUCUCAGCCACUCCACCUCCAGCACCACCGCACAGCACCCCAUCCUCUCCUCAGCCGUGGUUCUCCGCUCCCUCAACCCGUCUCCAGCCAUGGGUGCUGCGGCUACCAGUGGCACCAUGAUAGGACGCACCUUGAGGGAUUGGCGGGUGGGGAGGGAGGGCGUGGGAGGGGUGGGAGGAGGGAGAGGAGUAGGAGGAGGCGGAGGAGGAGGAGGAGGAGGAGGAGGAGGGGAGGGGGCACCGUUGUGUUCAAUGGCAGUGGUGGUGAAUCGGCUGGCUUCGCGGCCACAGCACAUUCGCUCCGCAUCCUUCCUGCUGCAGGUGAGCUUUCUUUUGAGGCGCCUCAAAAGCCUGCUGCAGGCAGUGGAGGUGAACAUAGAUGAGAGCACGUUGCUGCGCCUCGUGCCAUUCUACCGAAGCAAGGACCCCAGCGUGCCCGCAGUGGAGGUGAACAUAGAUGAGAGCACGUUGCUGCGCCUCGUGCCCUUCUAUCGCAGCAAGGAUCCCAGCGUGCCCGUGCGCGACUGGAGCACCACGCCCAUCUACAUCGAAUACCUCGAGAUUCAUCCCAUCAAGGUGGUGGCGAGUUUUCUCCCCAGUGCACCGGGUGCCAUUGACUACUCGUCAGCACAGGAGGCGCUGCGGGGGAUUCUGCACUCGGUGAUUCAAGUGCCGGCAGUGCAGCGCACACCCAUCCACCUGCACGGGCUGCUGCUCACCCAUGCUCUCACCUCAUCCAAACAGAUGGUUGCCAAGCUCACCCGGCACUACUCUUGGUACGUCCUAAGAGCAGUGUACAUAGCGCGGGGCCUGCCGCUGCUGCCACAGCCCUUCACGGCUCUCUUUGACGACUCCGCCUCAUCAGCUCUGGAUGCGUUCUUCGACCCCUCUCAGGGCCACAUCGCCCUCGCCACUGCCACCACCAGAGCUCUGGAUGCGUUCUUCGACCCCUCACAGGGGCACAUCGCCCUCGCCACCGCCACCACCAGAGGUCCACAGCCCUUCACGGCUCUCUUUGACGACUCUGCUUCGUCGGCUCUGGAUGCGUUCUUCGACCCCUCACAGGGGCACAUCGCCCUCGCCACCGCCACCACCAGAGGAAUAUUUGAUAUUCUCCGCAAGGUGGUGAGGAGGCGAGAUGCUGGUGGCGGUGGCAGCGCGUUUGGCAUCUCACCCACUCUCUUCCUGGGGGACGUGGAGUCUACGGUGCGGGAGGCGGGCACAGGAGUGGUGCACGCAAUGGUAUCAGAGAUCUCUGAUUCCAUGAUGAAAGGGGUGGAGAGCGGUGGGCUGCCGGGCCUGGCCAAGGGCUUUCAGCGUGCCAUUGUCCGCAUUGCCAUGGAGCCGGACACCAUGCUCGCGCCCCUGCUACACCCCUUCACUGCUCUUUCAAUGCUCUCUUGCUAUGUACCCCGCACCAUCCCAUCCCAUCCCAUCCAUCAGGCCAAGGGUUUCCAUCGAGCCAUCCUCCGCAUUGCCAUGGAGCCGGACACCAUGCUCGCGCCCCUGCUACACCCCUUCACUGCUCUUUCAAUGCGCCAAGGGCUUCCAUCGAGCCAUCCUCCGCAUUGCCAUGGAGCCAGACACCAUGCUCUCUCCCCCUGCUCCACCCCUCUGCUAGUCUUUCGACACAUUGACAUAUCCCUUCUUUUACCAUCCCCGCGUGCUUCCCCCCAGGCCAAGGGCUUCCAUCGAGCCAUCCUCCGCAUUGCCAUGGAGCCGGACACCAUGCUCGCGCCUCUCCUGCAUCCCUUCGCACCCGGAUUCACUGCCGCCCUCUCUUCUUCCUCCUCCUCCUCCUCCACUCGCCGCCGCUUCCUCUCCACCACCCGUAUCCGCCUGCGCACCAGCCUGGGACUGCACGAGGCGUACGUGGAGGGAUACCUACAAGCCAUGCUUGACACGCUGUAUCGCCAGCCCUAUGUGACUGUCAAGAUCGCCAACGACACAGUCGUUCUGAAGAACCUACCCCCCAACACAUCUCUCACCAAUGAGAUGGUGACAUGCGUCACAGACUUCCUGGUCACAGAAGGGCUGUUGGAGCCUGAGAGGGGAGGCGGCAGGGAUGGAGGCAGGGGAGGAGGAAGGGGAAGGAUGGGGAUGCCGGUUGCUGGUGGUGCUGGUAUCGGUGGUGCUGCUGGUGGGGCCGGGGAGGUGUCUGCUUUCCGAUCACUGCGGCGCAUUCACGGGGAGCAGAUGGUGAGUUUUGUGGGGAAUGAGGUGUCGACUCAAAGCAUGAGCCGUGUGCGGGAUGAGGUGGUGAGAGAGAGGAUGUGUGCGCUCACGUGUGAUGAGAUGUGUUUUGAGUCGACUCAAAGCAUGAGCCGUGUGCGGGAUGAGGUGGUGAGAGAGAGGAUGCGUGCGCUCACGUGUGAUGAGAUGUGUUUUGAGUCGACUCAAAGCAUGAGCCGUGUGCGGGAUGAGGUGGUGAGAGAGAGGAUGCGUGCGCUCACGUGUGAUGAGAUGUGUUUUGAGUCGACUCAAAGCAUGAGCCGUGUGCGGGAUGAGGUGGUGAGAGAGAGGAUGCGUGCGCUCACGUGUGAUGAGAUGUGUUUUGAGUCGACUCAAAGCAUGAGCCGUGUGCGGGAUGAGGUGGUGAGAGAGAGGAUGCGUGCGCUCACGUGUGAUGAGAUGUGUUUUGAGUCGACUCAAAGCAUGAGCCGUGUGCGGGAUGAGGUGGUGAGAGAGAGGAUGUGUGCGCUCACGUGUGAUGAGAUGUGA